Molecule: messenger RNA, 804 nt
Organism: Gossypium raimondii (Peruvian cotton)
Lineage: Eukaryota; Viridiplantae; Streptophyta; Magnoliopsida; Malvales; Malvaceae
Product: protein CURVATURE THYLAKOID 1A, chloroplastic
Exons: 5
Coding region: 83-574 (163 amino acids)
Cellular component (GO): chloroplast thylakoid membrane; thylakoid
Source: RefSeq, a predicted model, not a curated record
AAGGAUAGGAUUUUGUUGUAGCAUUCGAGCGGCCACAAAUCCGACUCCGACCCACCCAAAGUAGCUUGAUUUUAUUUGAUAUAUGGCCGCCUCCGCCGCAUCAUCCUCCAUGGCGGCCACCGCCAUUUUGGUUCCACGUGUCCACACUGCCGCUAGGAUCACCCACUGCUCUGCCUUGCCGUCUCUCCCUCCUCGCGUUUCCAGCGCUUCUUUUUCCUCUUCCGUUAAGCUAAGUCCAGAAUCCCGGAGGUUUUCUCAGCUGCUGACAAAAGCCUCAGAAGAGACCGCUGUCGAUGCUGGGGAGUUUUUCACUGACUUGAAGGAAAAGUGGGAUAAAGUUGAGAACAAGUCCACAGUUAUUCUUUAUGGUGGCGGGGCAAUCGUUGCUGUUUGGUUAUCAUCUAUUUUUGUUGGUGCUCUCAACUCAGUCCCCUUGCUUCCAAAGAUAAUGGAGUUGGUUGGACUUGGAUAUACAGGAUGGUUUGUCUACAGAUACCUUCUUUUCAAGUCAAGCAGGAAGGAACUAGCUACGGAUAUUGAGUCACUGAAGAAGAAGAUUGCUGAAACUGAAUAGAUGCACACAAAGAUUGGCAUGCCUUCAUUUUGUUUUUGGUCCCUUUGUACCCUGUAAAACAGACAUGUGUAUCAUAUCAUGUAAUCGUAGGAUUGCCUUGUAUAUGUAAUCCAUGCCAAACUUUUUGUUUGCCCUGUUCUUAGAGUGAUACUAGUCCAUUUUUAUGUGUAUGGUCAUGGGGGUAUAAUUUCCAUCCCUCUCUCUAUAAAUGCAUUUUUAAUGUGUAGGAA